AUGAGGAGGUCAGCUAGACUAUCUAGCAGAACUAGUCAGCGACCGCAAAACCUCGACGGUGAUAGCAGCGAGGUCAGUUUACCCCCUCCCAAGCGUCGCAAAACGAAAGCAAGCGCAUCUUCUGCAUCUGUGAAAGGCAAACUUGCCGCCCUCUUCGAGCUGCCUCUGGACAUUCUAUACGAGAUCCUAUGCAACACGCACCCUAACGACCUUCUUCAGAUCUCGAGAGCCACGAAAACCCUGCGGCGCACCCUUAUGAGCCGCUCGUCCAUCUGGAUAUGGCAGAGGAGCUACGCCGCCCAUCCGGACCUGCCUACCGUGCCCGAGGACCUAAACAUCCCUCAGUUCAUGUCUUUGGCCGUCGAUAGAUGGUGCCACUCCUGCCACGGGAAGUGCGCCGAUGCGAUCUGCUGGACCGCACGGACGCGGUCGUGUCGGAACUGCUUGCGGAAUACCAAGCACUGGUUCCGGCGAGAGCAGAUGAGGAGCAAACCCGCGCUGCGAAUCAUUGGCGAGAGCAAUCUCAUCUUCCAAAGCGUCAUGAUGUCGCUGUUCCCCUACAUCAGGAUUACAGUACCCAGUCGUCCAUCGGGACAGGUUUACUAUCUCGCGUCGUCCGUGCGCGAUUUCCUGGAAAAGUUCGAUCGCGAUGAUGUGGCCCAUAUGACCGCAGCACAGCGAGACCGAUGGCUGACGCCAACGUAUGGGGAGAUGGAGCGUCUGGCAGAGCACGCGCGAGAAUGCGAGCAGUGGGUUCAGAGGCUCAAAAAACGACAGGGGGGCUGA
This is a messenger RNA of Schizophyllum commune H4-8, 786 nucleotides long. RefSeq lists its product as uncharacterized. The transcript is spliced from 7 exons. The coding region runs from base 1 to 786 and encodes 261 amino acids. Lineage: Eukaryota; Fungi; Basidiomycota; Agaricomycetes; Agaricales; Schizophyllaceae. Gene Ontology annotation, molecular function: protein binding. The record is from RefSeq and is a predicted model, not a curated record.